GCUUCAUCUCUCUUUUAUCCGCAUACCGAACAAACAGUUGUCUGGAUGUACAGGACCCCCUCCCUCCCCGCAGUUUUUCCGACUGCAUCUCACUCGGACAGGCACUUGUCAGUGUCUUGUCGGUCACCAACCAAUAACGGCCACAGCCCCACAGCACCUUCCAUGUCUUUUCCACCAACUAAGGUACUGUGAAGGCAGCCUCGUCCCCCACAGCAACACAUCCCAUCCCAAAAAGUUCCGCGCAGAAAAAGAGUCCAAGAACAGACACUUUUCACCGCCCCUCUUCCUCAUUACCAUCUACACGACGCUGUGAGCUCUGUCAAGAUGGCCUCCCAAAUGGGCACCAUUGCCCAGCUGCUGGAUGCAACUUUAGAUCCCGGCACCCAUAAGAAAGCCGAGCAAGCCCUCAAACUCGAGCAGGCCAAGCCUCAAUACUCCCUCCACCUGCUCAACAUCGUCGCCUCAGAACCUCUUCCUCUCAAGACCCGUUUAGCCGCUGCCCUGGCCUUCAAGAACUUCAUCCGUUCUAACUGGGUCGACGCCGACGGCAACUAUAAGCUCCCCGGCGAUGAGGUGCAAACAAUCAAGUCCCAGCUCAUUGGCUUGAUGAUUUCUUGCCCACCCACUAUUCAGACCCAGCUCGGCGAUGCUAUAAGUAUCAUCGCUGACUCCGACUUCUGGGAGCGCUGGCAAACACUGACCCAGGAGCUCGUCGAGCGUUUCUCUCCCGUCGACCCCAAGGUCAACAUUGGCGUCCUCGAGGUCGCCCACUCCAUCUUCGUCCGCUGGCGCCCUCUCUUCAGAACUGACGAGCUCUACACCGAGAUCAACCAUGUCAUCAGCACUUUUGCACAACCCUUCGUGCAACUGCUGAUCCAAACUGACGAGCAGAUUACCAAGAACACCCAGAACAAGGAUGUUCUAAAGAGCUGGUUCGAGGCUCUCAGUCUCAUGAUCAAGAUUUUCUACGAUCUCUCCUCUCACGACAUGCCCCCAAUCUUCGAGGAACACCUGGCUUCCAUCUCCGAGCUUCUCCACAAGUACCUCACGUACACGAACCCGAUUCUCGAGACCGACGACGAUAGCGAAGUCAGUGUUAUCGACACCGUCAAGGCAGACAUUUGCGAGGCACUGGAGCUCUACACGCUCAAGUACGAUGAGGACUUUGGAAAGUACACCGAGCCCUUCAUCACCAACGCCUGGAACCUUCUCUCCAGCACCGGGGCCGAGACCAAGUACGACUUGCUGGUGAGCAAGGCUCUGCACUUCUUAACCGCGGUCGCUGGCACAUCACAACACUCGGGUGUCUUCGCCGAUGAGAACGUUCUGGGUCAGGUGGUCGAGAAAGUCAUCCUGCCCAACGUCGCUCUGCGUGAGUCCGACUUGGAGUUGUUCGAGGAUGAGCCCAUCGAGUACAUCCGCCGGGAUUUGGAGGGCUCCGACACCGAUUCCAGACGGCGGUCUGCUACCGAUUUCUUGAGGAGACUUCAAGAAAAGUACGAGCAGCUGGUCACCGGUGUUGUCUACAAGUACAUCAACCACUACUUGGAGCAGGGCAAGUCUGAUUGGAAGGCAAAGGACACAGCCGUAUAUCUCUUCAUCUCCAUCGCUGCCAAGGGAUCUGUCACAGCUGCUCAGGGUGUCAAGACGGUCAAUUCUUUGGUCAACGUCGUAGACUUCUUUGAGCAGCACAUCGCAGCGGACCUGAUGGCGAGCGGAGGCGUCGAGCCCAUUUCCAAGGUUGACGCCAUCAAAUACCUGCACACGUUCCGCAGUCAGUUGACAAAGGAGCAAUGGAAACUGGCGUUCCCCCCUCUGAUCCAGAACCUGGCCUCCGACAACUACGUCGUCUACUCGUAUGCCGCAAUUGCGGUUGAGCGCCUGCUCUUUUUGACGGAUGAUUCCGGCAAAGCCAUGUUCCCCCGCGAGGACAUUCAGCCCUUCGCCAAGGACUUGCUCGACCACCUGUUCAAACUAAUCGAGAAGGAGAGGACGCCUGCCAAAUUGCAAGAGAACGAGUUCUUGAUGAGAUGUGUCAUGAGAAUCCUCAUCGUUCUCAAGGAUGGCGCUGCCCCUCUCGUUGAAGGUGUCCUGAUUCACUUGGUUGCUAUCACCAACAUGAUCAAACAGAACCCCAGCAACCCGCGCUUCUACUACUACCACUUCGAGGCUCUCGGUGCGCUCGUCAGAUACUGUUCUUCCACACAUGCGCCCCUGUUCAACCAGCGCCUCUGGGAGCCGUUCAACCAGAUUCUGGUCGAGGACGUUACUGAGUUUUUGCAGUAUAUCUUCCAAAUCCUCGCACAGCUCCUGGAAUCGAGCCCCGCAGAAGCCAUCUCAGACAACUACCGGGCCUUCCUGUCCCCUCUCCUCGAGCCGGCGCUGUGGGAUACCAAGGGCAAUGUUCCAGCCUGCACCCGGCUUCUCUCAUCAAUCAUCCCAGCAACUGCGGCCUACGUUGUUUCCGACAACAAGCUCGAGCAAAUCCUGGGUAUCUUCCAGCGUCUCCUCGCCCUCAAGAAGUACCAGUUAUACGCCUUUGACGUCUUGGAGUCGGUUGUGAAGUCUCUUGAGCCUGGCGCCGUCGACCCGUACUUCGGUACUAUUCUCAGCUUGAUGUUCACCAAGCUACAGGGUAACCCUCCCGACUCGCUGAAGCUCCGCUUCGCUCGGUUCUUCCAUCUCGUCUCGGCCCGCGUCGAGGCUGGUUACGGAGCCGACUACUUCAUGCAGCACUCGGAGAAGAUCCAAGAGGGCAUUUUUGCCAAGGUGUACCCGCCAUUCGUCUUGGCCGAGACGGAGAAACUGGCUCGUCCUGUUGACCGUAAGCUUGCAGUGGUCAGUCUUACCAAGACUCUCUGCGAGUCGCAGGCUUUCGCACAGAAGUUUGCCAAGGGCUGGGCCAACACGUGCAAAAUACUCCUUGCCCUGCUCGUCAACCCACCUAUUGUAUCGGCUGGACUUGGAGACGAGAUCAUCGCCGAGGCCGACGUCGACGAUAUUGGCUUCGGCCUAUCGUACACGGCGCUCAACACCUGCAAGCCGAUUGCGCGCGACGAUUACCCAGAAGUCACAGCGGUGGCUCCCUGGGUCAGCGCGUACAUCAGCUCCGCCAACCAGCGCCACAAUGGCGCCAUCGUCAACUUUGUCAAUACGCGUUUGACGCCCGAGCAGCAGCAAGCACUGCAGCAGUACUUGCAAUAGGAGACGCUACCGAGCGGUGGGAUGGGUUUACCAGACGAUUGUGCAUUCUCCACGGCCUAUGGUGGAUGGAAGAAGCUCCAGUAGGGGCCACAAUGUAAGGGGCGUAGGGGAGACUAAAAUGGUGCAGGACAGCGUCACCAGUGAGGUAAUGAGAAGAACAGGAAAGGGGCUUCCAGAAGGAACCAAUUGAGUUAUGGCGUCUGUCGCGAAGGAAAUAUCAUGAGCAACUCGAUCACGGCCUCUGAGCAGACGAUAUCAAUCGGCCCAAAAGACACUGGGCUUGCCGCUCAGCUGUUCCAGUGUUUUCAGCGCGAGAGUAUGUUGCAGUGAGCCCAUGGAGGUGUUGACAACACGUGUCUACACCCUUUUAGAAUCGAGCAUAGAAAAAGUAAAAAGCAAUUCGUUACCCCAAAGGCUUUAUUUAGCCUAUGCCCCCCUCCGAUCCCAGUGCCGGCGUAUACAUAUACGUGCGUGGCCUUUG
This is a messenger RNA of Colletotrichum navitas, 3685 nucleotides long. Its product is annotated as CAS/CSE protein. Lineage: Eukaryota; Fungi; Ascomycota; Sordariomycetes; Glomerellales; Glomerellaceae. Gene Ontology annotation, molecular function: nuclear export signal receptor activity; small GTPase binding. The record is from RefSeq and is a predicted model, not a curated record. Gene Ontology annotation, cellular component: cytosol; nuclear envelope. Bases 325 to 3204 code for a protein of 959 amino acids. Gene Ontology annotation, biological process: protein export from nucleus; protein import into nucleus. The transcript is spliced from 4 exons.